AAAUUUCGGGUAGUAAAAUAAGGUGGCGAACAUGUUUAUUAGAUAAUGCAUUUGCCUUAGGCAGUCUCUCAGUCAUUCCGGAUAUAUCUUACUCAACAUAUGCUGAUAAGUCCGUUCUUAUCAGCUCAGGUGGAAGGCACAGAUCUCGGAGUUUAGUCUAAUAGUAUAUUGCAAUAGAGAUAAGCUUAUCAAUUGCAUCAUUUAAAAGCUUGGUUGACGAGCUUCAUCUUCAAAACGUACCAUGAACGUCACGCUUUUAAACAGAGAUAGUAAUGAAUUUGGCCGGGUAAUUACUGGUGUUGAUAUAGAGAAGCUAUCAACUGAUGACUUCAAUCUUAUCAACGACUUGCUUCACAAGUACAGCGUUCUCUUAUUUAAGAACGUAGAUUUGUCACCAGAAAAUCAGGAUAAGCUUACGAGACUUUUCGAUCCUGCAGCCAAAGGUUAUGGUCAUGGUAACAAUAAAACUGGUAGUUCUAAGAAAUCUAUCUUGCACCCUGACUUGAAGACCAUUCCUCGUAUUCCUACUGUACAAGUUAUUGGAAAUGGUAAUGUUUACAAUCAUGAAGGAUUACAGGAGGCUAAACUCAAACAUCCCCAUCAUAAAACUUUUCAUAAGACAAAAGUUAGUGAGGAAGAUGAGAAAAAGGGGAUAACACGCUUUUACAGAUGGCAUAUUGAUGCUGCUUUGUACGAUCUAGAUCCACCAAAAGUUACAACACUCUAUGCUAUCAAGGUCCCUCAGGGUCCUUUUCAGACGCUAAGGUAUGAUGACGGCUCAGGCGAAGAAUUAAAAGUACCUUUGGGGUCCACUGCAUUCGUUAGCGGGAAGAAAAUGUUUGAAAUACUCCCAGAGAAUUACAAGUCAUUAGCAGUACGUACUGAAGUUGUAUACGCAGCGCAUCCGUAUGUUUGGAUGUCAAAAGCUAAAUCGCGGUCGAACGGACUGGGACUAGAGACGGAAGGUCUUGAGUUAAGUUAUGAUGAGUUACCAGACGUCGAGGAAUCUAAGAUAAAGACAUAUCCGUUGCUAUGGAAAAACAAAGUUACUGACGAUUUACAUUUCCAAGUCCAUCCAAGCGCAAUUGCAGAAUUGAAGAUUAAACCGAUAACUUCUGAGAAUAAGAGAAAGACGGACAGUCUAUACCCUGAUGGUGCACAUAUAACAGAACUUGGAAAAGUCAGGGAAAUUAUUUAUAACAUGCAACGUCCGGCUAUAAAACCUGAAUAUGUUUAUGCUCAUGAGUGGAAUGAAAGGGAUUUGAUUAUAUUCCAGAACCGCCAAGUGCUUCAUAGUGUUGUCGGUGCGUUUGAGGAAGACCAAGUGAGAGUCUUCCAUCAAUGCAACUUAGCUGCUAGCGAGAAUGAACCUAUAGUGGGACCAUCUGUCGAUGAUGUCGAACAAUAUUUGUAAAUUAUUUUUUUUAUUUCGAUAAACUGAAACUUACGCUUUG
This is a messenger RNA of Wallemia mellicola CBS 633.66, 1454 nucleotides long. RefSeq names its product Clavaminate synthase-like protein. The coding region runs from base 242 to 1414 and encodes 390 amino acids. Gene Ontology annotation, molecular function: oxidoreductase activity. The record is from RefSeq and is a predicted model, not a curated record. The transcript is spliced from 7 exons. NCBI's taxonomy places the organism in Eukaryota, Fungi, Basidiomycota, Wallemiomycetes, Wallemiales, Wallemiaceae.